Molecule: messenger RNA, 2036 nt
Organism: Saimiri boliviensis boliviensis (Bolivian squirrel monkey)
Lineage: Eukaryota; Metazoa; Chordata; Mammalia; Primates; Cebidae
Gene: RASSF3
Product: Ras association domain family member 3
Biological process (GO): signal transduction
Cellular component (GO): cytoplasm
Source: RefSeq, a predicted model, not a curated record
GCGGGGUUGCGGGCGCACCGCGGCCGGGCAGCGCCUGGAGCCCGGCGUGGAGGCGGCAGGAGGGGCCGGGCAGCCCGGUUGAGCGGCGGCCGCAGCUGCAGCAGGACGGCCCGGGACCGCGCGCCGGGAACCUCGCGCGGCGGGCGGGCGCGGCACCCCCUGCCUUGCCGCCUGCGCCCCGGGGAGGCCGCCCGCGCGCUACGGGACCGGCAGCAUGAGCAGCGGCUACAGCAGCCUGGAGGAGGACGCCGAGGACUUCUUCUUCACCGCCAGGACCUCUUUCUUCAGGAGAGCGCCCCAGGGCAAGCCCCGCUCCGGCCAACAAGAUGUUGAGAAAGAGAAGGAAACCCACAGUUACCUCAGCAAAGAGGAGAUCAAAGAGAAAGUUCAUAAAUACAACUUAGCAGUCACAGACAAGUUGAAGAUGACCUUGAAUUCAAAUGGGAUUUACACUGGCUUCAUUAAAGUACAGAUGGAACUCUGCAAAUCUCCACAGACUUCUCCAAACUCUGGCAAACUCUCUCCCAGUAGCAAUGGCUGUAUGAACACACUUCAUAUCAGCAGCACAAACACUGUCGGGGAAGUGAUCGAGGCCCUGCUCAAAAAGUUUCUCGUGACUGAGAGCCCUGCCAAGUUUGCACUUUAUAAGCGUUGUCACAGGGAAGACCAAGUCUACGCCUGCAAGCUCUCAGACCGGGAACAUCCACUCUACCUGCGUUUGGUAGCAGGCCCCAGAACAGACACACUUAGUUUUGUUCUUCGUGAACAUGAAAUUGGAGAGUGGGAAGCCUUCAGCCUGCCAGAGCUCCAGAAUUUCUUGCGCAUCUUGGACAAGGAAGAAGAUGAGCAGCUGCAGAACCUGAAGAAGCGCUACGCAGCCUACAGACACAAGCUGGAAGAGGCCCUCCGUGAGGUGUGGAAGCCUGAUUAAAGCAGGGCUCCCUGUCCUCGAGGCCCCAUGUGGGACGGACCCACAGAACAGCACCAAGAGCCUCUCUUCUCAGAGGGCUGCUGUCUUGCCCCGGUAUGCUAGGGUCUUCCCCUUUUAAUCUGUAGAUUUUGUUCCCCAAAUCUGGUCACACAGCAUCCUGCACCUAGUGUCUCACGUAAGGGACUCUGCAAGCUUGUUGUUCAGCAUCGCAGUGUUACCUCUUGGCAAGCUGUGAACCUGUAGCCUCAUCAGGAGCAUUCGAGGGUGCUUGGAAGCAUGAACUCUGGGGUGUUUUUUUAAAUUUUCUUUUAGUUAUUUUAAUUAUGUGAUGCUGUUAAGCUUAUGGAUGUGCAGAUGAUUUUUUAAAAAGCUUAACUAGGAGUCUAUCUUUCUGAAUAUUUGUCCUGUUUUGAAACUACCUGUCUCUCUCUUUUUUUUUUUUUAAUGUCAGAGGAAUCGAUCCGUGUGAAUCAAAAGGCACAGGAAUCUAGGAACUCUGAGGAAUUUAUUGUGAAGGAUUUUGUUGGGGGUUGACAGAGAGGAAAGAGUAAGUUUGGAGAAGGUGUGUGGCGUGGUGGCGAGCGCUGUGGGCUGUGGAAGGUUACUUGGCUUUUCAGUUAGGUGUAGUGGAGAAAGGGGUAGUUGCUUAUAAACGAGUUAAACGCAUUCGGUGUUGAGAUGUUAAACCCAUUUUAGAAUCUCUUGGUUUCCUGGUGGGUAAAAUGUGGGAACAAAGCCAGAGGCAAAAGCUAGAACAGACAGAGGGACCGGAGACUCGGGCAGGUGGAGCCUGCCGUCCUGGGCAGACGUGGGCCUCACGCAGCUGGAACCGACCCGCUACUUCUGCCCCUUUGGAGUGGAAGGUCUCAUUGGUGUAGCUUCACUGCAUAGGCAGGACAGUCACCAUUCGCUAACUCUUGUUAAGUUACAUACAGUAUAUAGUUUCCCCCCCACAGGUGGUUUUCAAAGUGGAGAUGGAAUUUUGGUAGGGGUGGUUGUUUUUCCCUUGAUUGUUAGCUAGGAUAUUUAUCAAGUAAACUUUUGUGACAAUCACUCCCGUCCCUUUUAUUCCUCCUUUCCUUUUUCUUCCCUUUUUUCUCUCUCC